This is a messenger RNA of Glycine soja, 1188 nucleotides long. Its product is annotated as zinc finger BED domain-containing protein RICESLEEPER 3-like. NCBI's taxonomy places the organism in Eukaryota, Viridiplantae, Streptophyta, Magnoliopsida, Fabales, Fabaceae. The transcript has 3 exons. The coding region runs from base 226 to 951 and encodes 241 amino acids. The record is from RefSeq and is a predicted model, not a curated record. Gene Ontology annotation, molecular function: protein dimerization activity; DNA binding.
UAUGAGGAUGUAUUUUGUCGAUUAAAGCAACGAGAGUCUCAAUAUACUUGUUUGCCAAGUACUUUACAGUGGCAAUUUGCAAAGGAUAUUUGUGGGAGAUUGAAGUUGUUCAAUACUAUCACUGAAUUAUUUUCUUCUACUAAACAUCCAACUGCUAAUUUGUAUUUUCCAAAUAUAUGUGAGAUUAAGUUGGCAAUCAAACAAUGGAUUACCUCUCCUAACCCAAUGAUUCAACAAAUGGCAAAAAAUAUGAUGAUCAAAUUUGAUAAAUAUUGGGGUGUGAUUCAUAAUGUGAUGGGAGUUGCCACUGUUUUAGAUCCUAGGUACAAGAUGGAGUUGCUUGAGUAUUAUUAUGAAAAAUUGUAUGAGCAUGACUCUUUUACUCAAGUGAGGGGCAUUCAACAAUUGUGUUAUGACUUAGUUUCUGAUUACCAAAUGAAAAUGAACAAAGGCUCUUUUGGUAGUAAUGUUGGUGAUGUUACUGGUAGUGAAGUUGUUGGUGAUGCAUUAUCUGAGUAUGAUAGAUUUAUAAUAAGAAAAAAAAGGGCUAGAAGUUCUUAUGUUAAAUCAGAGUUAGACCACUAUUUAGAAGAAGAUGUUUUACCAAGAGCUGUUGACUUUGAUAUUUUGAUGUGGUGGAAGUUUAAUGGUGUCAAGUAUCCAACACUUCAAGCAAUUGCUAAGGAUAUAUUAGCUAUUCCAGUAUCUACCGUAGCUUCAGAAUCUGCAUUUAGCACUGGUGGUCAAGUAUUAAGCCCACAUCGUAGUAGACUUCAAUGGACUACUUUAGAGGCUUUAAUGUGCGCUAGAAGUUGGUUGUGGAGUGCUGAAAAUACGGGUUCUACGAGCUAUAAAGUUGUUGCUGAAUGUGCUAAUGUAAUGAAUGAAAUGGUUUCAGAUGAUGAAGGUGAAAUGAUGGGUGCUGCUAGUGUCACUAAUUUGGAGGAAUGAUUAACAUUUAUUUGUUGAACAAUUUAAGUUGUUUCUUUUUUUUAUUAUGUAAUUUGAAAGAAUGAAACAUGUUUAAGUUGCUAAACAAAAUGAAACAUGUUGAAGGACAACCAACAUAGUAUAUUAAUAUCUCCUUUUUUGCUAAAUAGAAUCAUAUGCUACUUAUUGUUGGGACAACAUAUAUUUAGAUGGUAAUGUUUUUUUUGUGGGAAAAUAAAUAUGCAUGUCUUAAUUCCU